AUGGCACCUAACGGCCCCCGAGACUACUUCCUACCCAGCCGGGAGGGAGCCGAGGUAAAGGCAAAGCCCAUCGAGGACUCCGCUCACUCCAAGAGCGCCAACGAGUCGCCCAGCUCGGAAGCUUUCGUCUCCAGACGCGUCGGGGCUGAAAUCGUCAAGCGGCAGAAGAGGAACUAUAACAGGUACCGGGCCGCCCCGAACGUGGCCGUGGACCCCCUCGAGGCCCAUCGCGAGGUCUGCGAGCUGAGCCCCGCCUGCGACGAGUUGGCCGACCACAUCGGCUUCCAGGAAGCUUACCGGCGGUUCUACGGGCCGAUCUAG
Molecule: messenger RNA, 321 nt
Organism: Python bivittatus (Burmese python)
Lineage: Eukaryota; Metazoa; Chordata; Lepidosauria; Squamata; Pythonidae
Source: RefSeq, a predicted model, not a curated record